This is a messenger RNA of Oryzias melastigma (Indian medaka), 4176 nucleotides long. RefSeq names its product p53-induced death domain protein 1 (gene pidd1). Gene Ontology annotation, molecular function: protein binding. Lineage: Eukaryota; Metazoa; Chordata; Actinopteri; Beloniformes; Adrianichthyidae. The record is from RefSeq and is a predicted model, not a curated record. Gene Ontology annotation, biological process: signal transduction; apoptotic process; DNA damage response.
UUAAAUCUGAAAUAAAAAUAUUUGUGUUAUCAGCAAAGAGCAGCAGAAUAGUAUUAGUGGAAAUAUAAAUUAUAAAUGAUUUAUGUAGACAUUGAAAAGUAAGAAUCCCCAAAUUAUAUGAUUUGGCUUUGAUAAAAUUACAAACAAUUCAAAUUUAUCUUAAACUAAAUCAAGCUUACUGUUAAGGGAGGGAGGGAUAAGUCAUCUGGUUUAGGUUAAGGAUGAUUACUUAUCUGGAAAAUUGACUUAAACACCAUUUACCAUGUUCUUAAAUAGUUAGACUAACAUAUAUUUGUGGUUUAAAUAAAGGAGGUAGUUUAGAUAAAACGUAAUGCCUCACAUUUUAGAUUGGGACACCAUUGUUGUUACGCGGCUAUUAAUGUGUAUCUAAUAGCGCCACCCAGUGUCCGGGUUGAGACCUUGCGGCACACGUUUUCACGUAGGUUGACAACAAAUGUCCCGCCCAGCAUUGAAACUUUGGCGGUGCCUUAAUGGAGACGCUUGUUUUUAUUUAACGUUUAACUAAAAGGGGCGGGACUUUCCCACCAAACUACAGUUUUCGUAUGGAUUAACCCGCCCAUCGACAACCGGUAAACCCGGAGAACCCAAACGAACGUGUUCCUGUGACGUAGUAGCUCUGCUUUAAAAAUCGCUUGUUUUGUCCGGAAGCUGUGUUUUUUUCGCUAGCUAUGUAACUUUUUCGACAAUUGGUAAGCAAAAAGAAGAAGGUAAUAUGAAUUCAAAUGUAGUCCUAAUAUCGACUUAAAAAUAAUUUAAACACGGUGGCUUUUUGAAAAUGUGUGUCGGCGUAACAGUUGCCAGUUGUUUUGUUGUCUCAUUUUGAAUUAUUUUACCGCCACGCCACUAUGUUUACUGACAGACACACUAAUGUAAAGUUGAAGAAAGGAGUCAUCAAUCAGCUUAUAUUAGUUGACAAAAUGUUUAGACUGUUUUGAUGGAGAGGGGUGGCGAAGGAGACCCGAGUUCUGAUGAAAAAGGGGGAGUCCAGGCGCCAGGCGGCGGCUGCUCAGACACCGAGCACGCAGCAGCAGGAGUUAGAAGAUGGAGAGGAGGAUGCUGCACCGACACAAUACCCGUUGAGUACAUCAAUUGAAGCUCCAAGGGAGCAGAGGACGCUUUCAAACCGGGUUCAGGGGAAUUGUGAAGAGGCUGGAGUCAGUAGGUCACGUGAUUUGAUUCCUAAAAGCCAAGCAGGAGCUUUAAACCCAGAAAAAGAUGACAAAAGUGUGUCUCCCACAAGCCUUUUGGGCACCCGUGAUCCAUCCACAUCAAGCCCCUCAUCCACCUCUUGGUCCUCCAGCUGUUACGAUAUGGUUCUUUCAUCUUCCUCCGCAUCCUCUCAUUCUUCUGGCGUGUCUCUGAGUCCACCGUUGCCUCCGUCUGUGGAGGUCUCAGCUGUGUUGACUGACACAAGACUAACUCUGGACGUGUACCACGGGGGAGCGGGGGCAUUGCCAUUGCUGUGGGGGUCCGUUCCAGCCGAGCUGAGAGGGAUCCAGUACCUCAGGCUUGGUUCUGAGGACAGAUCCGGGCUGGACGGUGCCCUGAAUGUGCUAACAAACCUCACAGAGCUGCGCUCACUUGCUAUCCGGGGACACCGUCUGUAUGACUCGAAGGGGGAGCCUCUGCCUGGCCUCCUCACCUCUUUGCCCUCAUCCGUGUCUUCUCUCGCACACCUGGUGCACCUGGACCUCUCCUUCAAUCAGCUCUCCUGUGUGCCCCCCUGCCUGCUGAUCCUGCCUCUGCUAUCCUCUCUGCUGCUUUGUCACAACAUCAUCUCGGCGUUGCCUCCUGAGAUAUGCCAGCUGUCCUCUCUAACCUACCUCUCCCUCCUGGGCAACACAUUGGGGUCCCUUCCUUCAAGUUUGGGCCAACUGAAGGCACUGCAGAAACUUAACGUGUCACACAACCUCCUGGAAGAACUACCAGAUGAAAUCGGCAGUCUGAGCGAGCUUGUUCAACUGGAUUUGUCCCACAAUAAACUAAAGCAGCUUCCAGAGAGCAUGGGAUCUCUCUUUUCUCUCAGGGAACUUGUUAUCUACAGCAAUGACAUGCGCAUGGUUCCAUCGUGUCUAAGCAAACUGCCUCAGCUUAAAAUAGAUGCACGGGACAAUCCUUUGGGAAAACCUCCAACACCUCCUCCUCUUCCUCCUACACUUGGUCCAUCAGCGACAAAAAUGCCCGAGCUGCACCUUGGAUUUAAUCAGCACAGUUUUUGGGUUACCCCUGCUGGGUGUCAUGUAUUUCUUCCCGGAGGGGCUGAGCUGGUGUUUCCGUACCGUUGCCUGCUGACAACCACCAGACUGAGCUGGGCCGAGAAGAGGCCGAACAGGAAGUGGGUGUGGCUGGAGGAACACGACAUCCUACUAAGUCGUCCACUGGAACUUCGUCCUCAUGGUGUUGAAUUUUUAAAGCCGGUGGAGGUGUGUGUGCCGUAUCAUCGAAAAAAAAGGAGGGAAGUAGUCGUGCGGAGGUUUGAUGGAGAGUUAUGGAGUACUCUGUCCACUGACGUGAGGAGAGGAAGCAAACACAACUGUUGCCAUCCUGGGGGGCAUCCAGUCAGGCUGGCAUGCUGUUCGGUGAGAAGCUUCUCGUGGUUUAUGGCGGUGGCCAGACCAGUUCGGGACAGCUGCUCCGUCACUCCCACCGGAGCCCUGCUGGUGUCCAGCGCUCAUCCUGGAAUCAAGCUUCACUUUCCUCCCGACUCCACCGCACAGACUCGCUCUGUGACUCUUCAGGUGCUGCAGGUUUCUGAGUCAACAGUCCAGGCUGUGUGUGGUGAUCCUCAGGUCAGAGUCAGCCCCCUUCUCUGUCUGUCCCAGAAUCCCUGCCUGCAUUUCCUUCAGCCAGUCAAAGUUCAGAUCCCUCUACCAUCUGGACUCACAGGCCACACAGCAGAUCUCUCCUGCCUGCAUCUGCUCCACGGAGAUCCUGCUGCACAAACAUGGACCGACAUUACAUCACAAGUGUCUCUCUAUGUCACCCAUUUGUACGCCAUUUUCUACAUCACACACUUUUCUUGGUACUGGCUUUGGUAUACCACUCAGCGCUGUGUCAGUGGGGUGGUCCGGAAGGUUUACCAGCGCCUAAAACAAUUCAAAGUCCAGUUCCUUGUCCUUCAGAGGAAGACCGAUCCCUCCCAGGUUCUGCUGCAGUGUUUACCUACCAAUAAGGUAGAGAGCAGAGUGAAGUUUUUAUCAGAGCAAUACGAUGGCCCCCAACCCUCAGACCUGUGUGACCUGCUGGAAGGCGAGCAAUUCUUCGCUGGCUUUGAGAGAGGCUUAGAUAUCAGCACAGACAGUCCAGAUUGUGUUAGCGGUCGGCUUUGUUUCGUGUUUUACUCGAGCCUCAAGAACCUGAAGGAGGUGUACAUCUGUCCGGUCCAGGGCCAGACGGGACCCGUGAGGGGACAGGUGUCUUUCUACAGAGGAGAGAUUCCCAGUAAUCUUCCAGAGGAAGUGGCCAGAAAGAGGAAAGGACUUGACAACCAGUGGCUCGCUACGCUACCAUUAAAGCUUCCCGCCCUAAACUCAGACAACAGCUACAACUUGGAUGAGCAGCAGUAUCCUCCUCUGAACCUGGGUGACCCUGAGAGCGGAUACCUGACAGAAGCCAACCUGCUCUCAAUCUCUCUUCAGAUUGGUCAGGACUGGCGGGUUAUCGGCAUCAAUCUUGGUUUAAGUUACCAAGAGCUGGAGCGCAUUGAAUACAAACACAGGGACAACCUGGGUGCCUUGGUGCUGCACAUGCUGUUCCACUGGGCCCACCAGCAGAAGAGUGCAGGGCCUGGGGCAGUGUCCAGACUCACCGCCGCUAUGAUAGAGAGUGGCAGGAGGGACCUGGCUGAAGAGAUUGAGGACAUCGUCAAUAUAGGGAGGAGAAAAUACUCCGAGUCGUUGAGGAGAGUCGGCCUUGAAGCCGAGGGUUCGUGUCCCGCUGAAGCGCAGCAGCAGAUAAACCCACACUGAGUGCAGAUGGCAGCUUGUUUACAGUGGGUCACAAUCAUUUUGUCUGGCUCUUUGGACCAACAUCCUCGUCGCACAAAAGUCUAUGUGGAGGUUUUGAUGUAGUUUUACGUCGUUUAAGAGGAUGAGGUUUUUAAAACAAAUAGGUUUAAGCUAAUUUCAUAUUUUCAAAGAAAUUUGGUACAGACUG